AAAACUUACUUGAUCAACGACAAUAUGGACGCCUGAAACGAUCAACCUCUUUAAACAACAGAAUAUUUAUUGAUCUGUUCAAAGAGUGUUGUGGACACAUCUGAUAAUCACAGCGAUGUCUUCCUCCAGCGGUCCACUGACUGAGGAGCUUCAGUGCUCUAUAUGUCUGGACGUGUUCACUGAUCCAGUCAGCACUCCAUGUGGACACAACUUCUGCAAGACCUGUCUGAAUAAGUGCUGGGAUAACAGCCAGACCUGCAACUGUCCAUAUUGUAAAGAGACAUUCAAGCACAGACCUGAUCUCAAGAUUAACACCACACUCCGAGAGAUCGCAGAUCACUAUAAAAAGAAAAGUCCUGAGAAAAAACCUGAAGUACUGAAAAAAGCUGAAGUUCUGUGUGACGUCUGUGAGGAAAGAAAGCAGAAAGCCCUGAAGUCGUGUCUGGUGUGUCAGAGCUCUUACUGUGAAACUCACCUGGAGCCUCAUCUGAGAGUGGCAGGUUUAAAGAAACACAAACUGAUCAAUCCUGUGAGUAAUCUGGAGGACUAUAUAUGUCAGAAACAUGAGAGACCUCUGGAGCUGUUCUGUAGAGAUGAUCAGACGUGUGUGUGUCCGAUGUGUCUUGUGACAGACCACAAGAACCACAACACUGUUCCUAUAGAAGAGGAGAGUGAAGAGAAGAAGACUCAACUGAUGAAGACCCAGAAAGACACACAGCAGAAGAUCCAGGACAGAAUCAAGAAGAUUCAAGACGUCAAACACUCAGCAGAAGUCAGAAAAAGAAACACUGAGAAGGAGAAAGCAGCCCGUGUGGAGCUCUUCACUGAUCUCAUCCGCUCCAUUAAGAGAUGUCAGACUGAACAGCUGGAGAUGAUGGAGGAGCAGCAGAAAGCAGCAGAGAAACAGGAGGAAGAGCUCAUUGAAGAGCUGGAGCAGGAGAUCACUGAGCUAAAGAUGAGAAACACUGAGCUGGAGCAGCUCUCACACACUGAAGAUCACCUCCACCUCUUACAGAUUUACUCGUCCCUGUGCAGCUCUAGAAACACCAGGAACUGGUCUGAGAUCAGUGUGAAGACUGAUGAGAGUCUGGAGACUCUGAGGAGAGCUCUGACUAAACUGCAGGACUCUCUACAGGAGAAACUCACACACACUGUCUCUACAGAACUGAAGAGGAUACAGCAGUAUGCAGUGGAUGUGACUCUGGAUCCUGAUACAGCUCAUCCUGAACUCAUCCUGUCUGAUGAUGGAAAACAAGUGAGAUGUGGAGACAUUAUACAGAAACUCCCAGACAAACCACAGAGAUUUGAUAGAUGUGUAUGUGUCCUGGGAAAGGAGGGAUUCUCCUCAGGGAGAUUUUAUUUUGAGGUGCAGGUGAAGGGAAAGACUAAAUGGGAUUUAGGAGUGGUCAGAGAAUCCAUUAACAGGAAGGGAGAGAUCACAGCGAGUCCCAGUAAUGGAUACUGGACUGUGUGGCUGAGGAAUGGGAAUGAAUAUGAAGCCUUAGCUGAUGCUCCUGUCUCUCUGUGUGUGAGAGUGAAGCCGCAGCGGGUCGGUGUGUUUGUGGAUUAUGAGGAGGGUCUGCUCUCCUUUUAUGAUGUGGAGUCCAGCUCUCAUAUCUACUCUUUCACUGAUCAGUCUUUCACUGGGAAACUCUAUCCAUAUUUUGGCCCGUGCACUAAUGAAGGAGGUAAAAACUCCACUCCACUGAUCAUCACACCUGUCAAACACAAUCAAUGAAUUUACAGCCCUAAUAUGAAAUACUUGAUGAAAAUAAUGCUUCAUUUAAUUCAUGUUAAAAAACCUCAAAAAUAUAUGUGUUUUUAUUCAAAGGGUGAGAAUCAUUUGUUGUUUCCGCUUUACAAGUUAUUACAGCAUCUGAAUAAAUAUAUUUUUUGUACAUUUAAUUAAUAAACGAAUUAAUUAAU
This is a messenger RNA of Rhinichthys klamathensis goyatoka, 1926 nucleotides long. RefSeq names its product E3 ubiquitin-protein ligase TRIM39-like. The record is from RefSeq and is a predicted model, not a curated record. NCBI's taxonomy places the organism in Eukaryota, Metazoa, Chordata, Actinopteri, Cypriniformes, Leuciscidae. Gene Ontology annotation, molecular function: zinc ion binding; protein binding. Bases 116 to 1738 code for a protein of 540 amino acids. The transcript is spliced from 7 exons.